This is a messenger RNA of Saimiri boliviensis boliviensis (Bolivian squirrel monkey), 1521 nucleotides long. It is a transcript of the gene CD37, whose product is annotated as CD37 molecule. Gene Ontology annotation, cellular component: plasma membrane. The record is from RefSeq and is a predicted model, not a curated record. Lineage: Eukaryota; Metazoa; Chordata; Mammalia; Primates; Cebidae.
AACUUCCUCUUUCGGGGUUCUUCCUUUCUCUCAGCUCUCCCUCUCUCUCUCUCUCAGCCUCUGUCUUUCUGCCCAUCUCCCCCACUGUCAACACCUCUUCUGUGUGGUGAGCAGACUGCUCACCCCUCCAGGUGAAGAUGUCGGCCCAGGAGAGCUGCCUCAGCCUCAUCAAGUACUUCCUCUUCGUUUUCAACCUCUUCUUCUUCGUGCUGGGCAGCCUGAUCUUCUGCUUCGGCAUCUGGAUCCUCAUCGACAAGAGCAGCUUCGUGUCCUUUGUGGGCUUGGCCUUCGUGCCCCUGCAGAUCUGGUCCAAAGUCCUGGCCAUCUCGGGAAUCUUCACCAUGGGCCUCGCCCUCCUGGGUUGUGUGGGGGCCCUCAAGGAGCUCCGCUGCCUCCUGGGCCUGUAUUUCGGGAUGCUGCUGCUCCUGUUCGCCACACAGAUCACCCUGGGAAUCCUCAUCUCCACUCAGCGAGCCCAGCUGGAGCGAAGCGUGCAGGACAUCGUAGAGAAAACCAUCCAAAACUACCGCACCAACCCCAAGGAGACAGCGGCCGAAGAGAGCUGGGACUACGUGCAGUUCCAGCUGCGCUGCUGCGGCUGGCACUCCCCGCAGGACUGGUUCCGGGUCCGCACCCUCAGAGGCAACGGGUCGGAGGUGCACCGCGUGCCCUGCUCCUGCUACAACUUGUCGGCGACCAACGACUCUACAAUCCUGGAUAGUGUGAUCUUGCCCCAGCUCAGCAUGCUCGGACCGCUGGCGUGGUCCAGACACAGCACAGACAUCUGCGCGGUCCCUGCAAACAGCCACAUCUACCGCGAGGGCUGCGCGCAGAGCCUACGGAAGUGGCUGCACAACAACCUGAUUUCCGUAGUGGGCAUCUGCCUGGGCGUCGGCCUACUCGAGGUGAUCUGGCCCCGCCCCCACUCGCAAUUGGCCCUAAAUCCCCAGAUGGCUCCUCCCUUUAUUUCGCGUCCUCCGGUUGCCUGGGAAAGACGCGCUCGGGGCGGAGCGCAGCCUACCCGGGCCCUCCAGCCGCCCCACCCAGCACGAGAGGUGGAGGAGGCCUAGCUUCAGGGAGCCCUGAUUGGCCGUAGGCAGGGAAAACCUCCUGCUAUUGGCUGCGAUCUCCCACCCCUUUCCUCGCAGAUGACUGUCAUGGUGCUGAGCUUACAGCUACAGCGCAGGGCACUCCACCGGAAACGCGAGCCGCACGUGCCAGGAGCCCGGGGUUCGAGCCCCGGGCCCAGCCUGAUCGCUGACAGCGGCGGCGGCGGGCGCUGUGGCGUGCUCAGCAGCAGCGGGCGCAACGUCAGUCUGUGGAGUGGCUGGGGCAUAGCGGGUGCCUGCCCCAACUGGGGGGUCAAGGCCCCACAGGGCAAGCUGCCCAUGGCCCUGGGGCCCUGGCCGCUGUGGGUUCAAGACGAGGACCAGCCUGAUACCGGGAUUGCGGGCGCAGAAUUAGAGGCCGAGGCAGAGGGGGAGACAGAUGAGCCUCCAGAAUAAAGGACCCUGUGCUUGC